Molecule: messenger RNA, 849 nt
Organism: Sinocyclocheilus anshuiensis
Lineage: Eukaryota; Metazoa; Chordata; Actinopteri; Cypriniformes; Cyprinidae
Product: doublesex- and mab-3-related transcription factor B1-like
Exons: 4
Coding region: 1-849 (282 amino acids)
Biological process (GO): sex differentiation; regulation of transcription by RNA polymerase II; germ cell development
Cellular component (GO): nucleus
Molecular function (GO): DNA-binding transcription factor activity, RNA polymerase II-specific; RNA polymerase II cis-regulatory region sequence-specific DNA binding
Source: RefSeq, a predicted model, not a curated record
AUGGCAACUAUUCCAGCAGCGGCAGCAAAUAAUGGACUAACUGCUGAAAAAGCGGCGCGCAGCCCGAAGUGCGCCAGGUGUCGGAACCACGGCUUCAUCGUGCAGUUAAAAGGCCAUUCGGGAAAAUGUCAGUUCAAGCAGUGUUUGUGCUGGAAGUGCUCUCUCAUCAACGAGCGGACGAGAAUCCUCGCGUCUCAAAGACGGAUCAGAACCGAGCGUCCCGAGCAGACCGCUUUAUCCAGCAGAAAAACGGUCUCCGCGGGUAACAAUAAUUCAACUAACGGGGUAAACGGUGAAACCGACAUCAGCGCGAGAAAGAAGAGUACUAUUAUUAAAGCGCCCGCUGACGACACAGCCUACCUCGAGCUCCGACCGCCUGUAAGCACGUGCGGUCCCGUUAGCGCGGUUAACUGUGAUCCGAAGACACCGGCGGGACCGAGCGCGCAGAAUUGCGCCGUUGGAGAUGCACCACCUUUUCCUGGAGAGUACAUAAUUAAAGAGGCAGUUCCAGGGCAAGUUUAUCCAGCAGAUAUGUUGGCAAUGCCUCUUCCCCUGUACCAGCAUUAUCUGGACAGAUACAUGUUCCCGGCCGUGCUGGUGACCCUGAGACCACCUGCACCAGGAGCCUUCAGGGAACAUGUUGGAUUUGUUCCCUUGCCAGCAGGGGCGCUGUCCCAUCCGCUGGAGACUCCUGAAUGGCAAAUCCAUGUUCCGCAUUAUAGUCCGUACCCCACAUAUCCAGGGCUGAGAGAUGAACCUUCCCAGCAUUCACAGAGUCACAUGGAGGGAGAGCAAGGAAGAUCUGAGCUUCCUCCUCAAGUCGCAAGAAUCCCAGGUAUUAAAUAUUGA